AUGGAUUUCGCAUCACUCAUGUCGGCGCAGAUCGCCAAAUCCAGACCGACGUCAAAGUCUCAAACGCCAGAAGCAGCGAAACCAUUCAAGUACACUAAACGCGCCGACGUCGAAGCACAACGACAAGCAGACUACGCCGCCGAGCAGAAAGCAUUAGAAGAUGCGCGAAUUGCUAAACUCGAGAAAAAGCGCAAACUCGAAGAAGACGAGUCAGAGAAAAACAGAGCAAGAGAGGAGAAGCGAAAGAGACUGGCAGAAGAGAGCAGAAGAUUGAGAGAAGAAGAAGAGGAACGAGAAGAAAGGAUCCGCAGAAAGAGGCUAGGACUACCAGAUUUACCACCAAAAGAAAAGGCUGUCGAGAGCGGUGAUGCCACACCUGCGCCUGAGAAUGACAUUCCGCCAGAAGAGCUCGUGCAAAAGUUGAGGGACAUGAAUGAACCUGCGCGCUUGUUUGGAGAGACACACAAUGCGCGACUGCGACGAUACAGGAAGCUUGCUGGACUCGAUGCUUCAGGCAAGCCGAAGGCAGUCAUGUAUCCUGGUCCCAUACCCACCACCCUUGAGCCUGUGCCCGAAGCCGAUAUGAAGGUGUCCGACGUCGUGCCCAAGGAUACCGAGGGCCGCGCCUUUCUUUACCGACAGCUCGCUUCCUACUUUACUCUGGUCCUGUCAGAAUGGCAAGUCUCGCUAUCGCUCCGAGAUGAGGCUGUAAAAACGAGCAGUAGCGGUAGAGCUGCGUACAGUGCUAUGGUCCAGGCACGCGACAGUAUGGUGCCAUUAUAUCGAAAACUGGAGAAGGGAGAGGUCGAGGAAGGAAUUUUGGGUCCGAUUGUUGAGAUUGUCCGAGCCUGCCAGGAGAGACGCUAUGUUGAUGCCAACGAUGCUUACCUGCGUUUGAGUAUCGGUAAAGCUGCAUGGCCAAUUGGUGUUACCAUGGUCGGUAUCCACGAAAGAUCCGCACGCGAGAAGUUGCAUGCGAACGACAAAGACGCUGCACAUAUCAUGAGCGACGAGAUUACGCGAAAAUUUUUGCAGUCCAUCAAGAGAUGCUUGAGUUUCUCACAAACCCGCUGGCCACCAACAACACCUCUGCAGCUCAUGGGCUAG
This is a messenger RNA of Aureobasidium melanogenum CBS 110374, 1107 nucleotides long. RefSeq lists its product as uncharacterized. The record is from RefSeq and is a predicted model, not a curated record. Gene Ontology annotation, biological process: generation of catalytic spliceosome for second transesterification step; RNA splicing. The transcript has 2 exons. NCBI's taxonomy places the organism in Eukaryota, Fungi, Ascomycota, Dothideomycetes, Dothideales, Saccotheciaceae. The coding region runs from base 1 to 1107 and encodes 368 amino acids. Gene Ontology annotation, cellular component: U5 snRNP; U4/U6 x U5 tri-snRNP complex; U2-type post-spliceosomal complex.